AUGCUUCUACUUCAAUAUUCCUCUGUCGUUUCGCUCUUACUAGUGCUGUCCUCCUUUUCAGGAGUGCUAGCAGCACCAGCUUCGGACAAGGUUGCCGACAUCGACCUUACCUAUGGAAUGGAUGGCAUCGUCCCUGUUCGAGACUCUGACGACUCUAAGAAGAGCGUCAAGGCCAAGAUCAGUGUCGACAAUGACUACAAAAUUCCUAACGAUCCGCAACCCAGGUACCAUAUCCUAGCUGCCGACACAAGUCUCGUGCAGCUUGGAGUUGAUCCAGUCGUCUGCCAUGACAAGGACAACAAGACCGAAGAGGAGGACGAUGAUGACUCCGAUGGUAACGAAAAGCGUAGCGUUUUUUACCAACUUUUCUCCAGAGCCAUCACCUCGGACCAGAAGGAGGCCCUUAGUCUCCACAACGCUGCUCGUAAGAAAGUCAAGGUCGCUGGCCUCAAGUGGGACACCAAACUUGAGGCUGAUGCCCUUGCCUAUGCAAAGAAAAUUGCAAAGGCUGGAAAGAUGGUUCAUUCCGAAGGCAAGACUCGUCCUGGCCAAGGCGAGAAUCUCGCAUAUGCUUGGUCCAGCGAUGGAUUCAAGAACCCCAUAACGGCAGGAACUAAGAGCUGGCUCAAUGAAAAGAAGAAGUACAAGGGAGAAAAGAUCCCCAAGGGUGAUUUCUCUAAUUACGGUCAUUACACCCAGUGCGUCUGGGAGAAGUCUACCAAGGUUGGUAUCGCGACAGCCAAAGAUAAGAAGGGUGCAUUUUAUACAGUAGCUCGAUACAGUGCUGCUGGUAAUGUCGUUGGCCAGAAGCCUUACUAG
Fusarium venenatum is the source of this 819-nucleotide messenger RNA. RefSeq names its product CAP domain-containing protein. NCBI's taxonomy places the organism in Eukaryota, Fungi, Ascomycota, Sordariomycetes, Hypocreales, Nectriaceae. The record is from RefSeq and is a predicted model, not a curated record.